This is a messenger RNA of Micromonas commoda, 1452 nucleotides long. It is a transcript of the gene BAM2, whose product is annotated as glycoside hydrolase family 14 protein. Gene Ontology annotation, biological process: polysaccharide catabolic process. NCBI's taxonomy places the organism in Eukaryota, Viridiplantae, Chlorophyta, Mamiellophyceae, Mamiellales, Mamiellaceae. The transcript has 3 exons. The record is from RefSeq and is a predicted model, not a curated record. The coding region runs from base 1 to 1398 and encodes 465 amino acids. Gene Ontology annotation, molecular function: beta-amylase activity.
AUGGGUUCGCCACGGAGCUCCGGGGGCGUGCCGGUUUACGUGAUGCUCCCGCUCGAUACGGUCUCGAGGGACGGGCAGCUCCAGCGGCCGGAUGAGCUCGCCGAGCGCAUGUCUCGCCUGAAGCGCGCGGGGGUCGAAGGGGUGAUGGUGGACGUCUGGUGGGGCAUCGUCGAGAGGGACGGCCCGCUACUCUACGACUGGGCCGCGUACCUCGACCUCGCCGGGUUGGCGAAUCGGAUCGGCCUCAGGCUGCACGCGGUGCUCUCCUUUCACUCAUGCGGCGCGAACAGGGACGACGACUACCACGUCCCGCUGCCCCGAUGGGUCACCGACGCGGUGGCGCGCGACCCCGACGGCCUCCUCUUCGCCGAUCGCGCGGGAACCAAGAGCGACGAGUACCUCUCGCUGUGGGCGGAUGAAGCGCCGAUGAUGAUCAUGGACGGCACCGCGGAAGCCGCACGGAUGGAACACGCGCCUCCGCGGACCCCGCUGGAGUGCUACCGCGACUUCAUGGUCUCGUUCAAGGGGGCGUUCGCCGAGAUCUUGGGCUCGGUCGUCACCGAGGUGCUCGUGGGAUGCGGUCCUUGCGGCGAGCUUCGGUACCCGGCGUACGCGGCUUCGCGCGGAUGGGAGUUUCCCGGCGUGGGCGAGUUCCAGUGCUACGACAGGCGCGCGCUGGAGUCCCUUCGCGCGGCGGCGGUCAACGCGGGUAGGCCGGAGUGGGGCGCCGCGGGUCCCCACGACGCGGGGACGUACAACUCGCACCCGGACGACACCGGCUUCUUCUCCAACGGCAAAGGAAGGAUCCGUUCGCCGAACGGGCGGUGGGACAGCGACUACGGGCGGUUCUUCCUCGGGUGGUACUCGCAGGAGCUGGUGGCUCACGGGGAUCGGGUGAUGGGCGCGGCGGCCGACGUUUUCAACGGCACGGGCGCGAGGCUGGCGCUCAAGUGCGCCGGCAUCCACUGGUGGUACCGCACCCGGUCGCACGCCGCCGAGCUCACCACGGGGGGCGGCAACGGCGUGCCCGGCUACGACGGCAUCAUGGCCAUGUGCCGGCGUCGCGGCGUCGGCGUCACGUUUACGUGCGCGGAGAUGAGCGACGGCGAACACCCGCCGGAGAUGCGAUGCGGGCCCGAGGGUUUGCUGCGGCAGGUCGUAGCCGCCGCGGACAGGCACGGGGUUGAGAUUUCGGCGGAGAACGCCCUGUACCGCUGCGACAGCGGGGCUUACAAGCAGAUGGUUCGGAAUAGCAUGGGUCUGUCCGGCGACGGCGGCGGCGGGAUGCACUCGUUCACGUUUCUUCGACUGUGCGACUCGCUGAUGGAGCCGGAUAAUUUUGCACAGUUCGAGACGUUCGUGAGGGACAUGAGCGGAGAUAGCGCCGGGGGAAGGUGAACGACACGAGACGGACUCAUCGUUUGGGCCCAGAGUUGAAACAACAAAGGAUUG